Planococcus citri (citrus mealybug) is the source of this 2853-nucleotide messenger RNA. RefSeq lists its product as uncharacterized. Bases 90 to 2138 code for a protein of 682 amino acids. The record is from RefSeq and is a predicted model, not a curated record. The transcript is spliced from 2 exons. Lineage: Eukaryota; Metazoa; Arthropoda; Insecta; Hemiptera; Pseudococcidae.
CUGUGAUGUGCGGUGCAUGACUCAUGUGGAGCAAGCUUUUUCAGCCUCGUGAACCAAAAGUGUUCGCCGGAUGCAAAUGACAUCGCAAUAUGGAGAAGAUUGUUUUAAUCGCUAUUUUGCUGAUAUACUUUUUGCUUAUCACUAAGCAACCUGUGUAUUGUCGAGAUCAUCGCAAACAUGGCCAUCUUUCACCAUAUCUGGAGCCUCCUCCUCCAAGAUCCAUCAGAACAAUUCCACCACUUCACAAGCGCCCUCCAGCUCAUAAAUCAGGGCAUCAUAGUAUCGGGCCUCCACAUAAAGAUCAUCCUAGUGCAAAUUCCGUUCUGCCAAACCUCUCGAAAUGGUUUUCGUCCAGUGGAAAGCAAGAUAAAGAGAAGGCUGCUUCGGGAAUAGCUUCAAAAUCAGUGCUGCAAACCAGAUCGCAUGAUUAUGCUGUCGAAGAGUCUAAAUGUAAUCCUUGUAAUAGCGUUCCAUGGAUACCAAUUGUGGGCAGUCAUCGACCUAAACAGCUCGAUCUGGGAUUCGAUCAUCAACAACACGAACAGCCUGAGGAUUUCGCCGGAAAUUCGUAUUAUUCGUCUUUCAACGAGAUGUCUUCCAAUUUGAAACCCAUCAAUGUGAUUCCUUCACCUUUUCCAAUGUAUUUUGGCACCCCUGUGUAUAAUCCAGAACUGUCCCAUAAUCAUUUACCGGCUCAAGAUGUAUCCCAGAAUCAUUAUCAAGUUCAGGAUGUAUCUCAGAACCAUUUCGCAGCCCAAGACAUAUCGCAGACAUUCCAUGGCCAAGACUUUGCUCAAAAUCAUUUCCAAAGUCACACUUUACCCGAGAACCAAUACCAAACUAUCGAUUGGGGCCAUAAUGCUGCUGCUCCUGUUGCCGGAUUUGGCGCCACGUGGAACGCAGCUCCAUCCUAUACAGCUUCGGGAUCAGAUAAUGUGCACGAGCCUAGUUUAUAUAGUCCUCAAGUAGGCCCUCAGUCAGGCCAUGUUGCCAACCAUUUCAAUACUUCUGCAGAUCCUUGGCUAUACGAGUCGAAAGUUAUGCCAUUAUCACACUACGUGUUAUCGGUGGAUCACCCGUUGCAAAUAUACCAGACGCCAUUGCUGGAUGUGCCAUCGUACCAGGUACCCCCUAGUCCAGGAGCAGACUUACCUUUGCAUGUGCAAAAUCAAGUUUUCCAGCCAACCCAGGCUCCUGCUCCGGUUCACGAAGAGCCAGUAGCGAACCAUUUCACAUCAUCGACCGGAGCUGAUGGUACCAAUGACCGGUAUCGACCAUUGGCUCAUAAUUCCUUAUUGGAUGAUGCCAAAUACUCUUCGAGCGAGAGUAAAUUUUCAUCUGUAGGAGCCGAAGGUAAUCAUGUAAAUGAUACUUCCGCAUCGACUGAUUUCUUCGAGAAUAUUACCAGUUCGUUGAUCGAGUAUCUGACUCCGCCUAAUCUCAGCCCUAAUACCAAUGAAGAAUGGGUCUUCGAUGCGGAACCAGAAACACCCAAGAAAAAGAAACAGAUACAAAUCGUUAUACCUUAUACGAUAGAUAAAUCCAAAGGUAUCCAAUACAAAAACUCCUCUUCAAAUUCAUGGAGCACUGAGCGAUCCCUGUCGCAGAGAUUACGCGAUAUGUGGGGCCCUUUUACCGAAACCACGACCCCGUUGCCAAUCGUCAGCUACUUAAAAUCCAACUCGAACGUAUCUGCGAGUAAACCGUCCCUGGGCAAUCCUCCCAAACGUCAAGAAUGGUCGGACAUGUUAAGACUGCAGAAAGCCAUCGACACGUGGACUGUCGAAGGAUACUCGAACCAUAAACAUAAACAAAACGAAUACUAUUUUCAAAAAGUAAUCGCAUCUACGUUACCUCCCUCGAAAGAAAUACCAUCCGAUUACCUGGCCAGCACUGUAUCCUACCUGCAUGUCCAACCUGUACACAACUUUAGAGGUGUACGUAACCAGAUACCUGUGAUCGAAGAAAAGAUGCACCAAGAACCGUUACACCUGACCAACUCCUCCAAUUCUAAAGCAUGGGAAAAAUUGCCAGUUUCGGUGUCGCCUCUAACAAAGGAGAAAGUAUACAUUGUUACGCCUUUACCGUUAAAAUCCUAUAAUUUUAGCGCCGAAGGUGUUGUCGAAAAUUGGCCCUGAGGUGGUCUUCGAGAUGAGACGAUGCGGAGACGUCGUCGUUGCAAUACGUCCUCUAGUUUUUUCUUAUGAUUUAUACGCCCGGUACCCGGUGUUUUUAUGAAACAUUUAUGUAGUAUCGACUUGUGCCAUAAUUAUAUGUACGUACAGAGAGAGAGAGAGAGACGUACCUCAACGUGUGCUCGUAAAUGUAAUGUGUAAUUUCUAAUUGGAUUUGCCAUGUUUUCAAAUCAAUAAUGUGCUUGUACGUAAGAUUUUAUAUUCGUACUGCAGUUUGGUGUGCAUUGGGGGGUUUGAUCGGGGUUCGUUUUAGGUUGAUAUGGUUAGUAAUUUCAAAUGCAGUCUGUUUGAUGCUUGUUCUCAAUUUAUUCAAUAUGAAGAAUGAGUGUUUAGAAGGAUCUUCGAUGAUCAGGUAUUUUACUACGAGUACCAAAGAUUUGUUGAGUUCAAUGCUCCUGAAAAAUGCUUCAUGUAGGUACCUACUGCAGAGGUCUCAAUGUUGACCGUGAAAGCAAAAUUCAAAACUCCAAAAAUACGGUUUCAGUUUUCUUCUUUCUUUCUUCUUUUUCUCUCUUGAAAUAAGAAUUUUUUACUUGAAUAAAACUGAAUAAAUAAGUAGGUACGUACCUACAUAUUAUUUUUUUUUAUGAUUUUUUACUUAAGUAUUGGUACAUUUUUCCUCUGUUUUUUUUUUUUUUUUUUUUUUUUUUUUAAAGUA